Bactrocera oleae (olive fruit fly) is the source of this 2085-nucleotide messenger RNA. Its product is annotated as cytochrome P450 4p1. The record is from RefSeq and is a predicted model, not a curated record. Gene Ontology annotation, molecular function: monooxygenase activity; heme binding; iron ion binding. NCBI's taxonomy places the organism in Eukaryota, Metazoa, Arthropoda, Insecta, Diptera, Tephritidae.
AUACUAUAUAUCAUUGCCCGUCAUACGUGCAUAUGUAUAUACCUGUAUUUAAAUUCAUCUGUCAGUCAUACCUCAUCUAAUAUUCAAAUACAGCAUUUGCACCCCAUCCGCCCCAUUUGCUCCUAGUAUACACACACCAGCUUUUAUUACAUGUUAUACGCCACGGUAUUCAUAUACAUACAAAGGUACAUACUGUUACGAACUAUCUUAAAAUUCAUGCAAUUCCGCAGAGCUUCUAAAACUAAGAGCUCAGUUAUGUUUUGAUCGCUCUGGCGCAUAGUUAAACUAAAUUAAUACUCUCCUUAAAAAAAAAAAAGGUUUAAUACAAACCAAACCCCGAAGCUUUGCUUGCGAGUGCAUAAUACAUACCUACGCUCAGAUAGGUAUACCUAUGUAAGAUAAUUGUGGAGUUUGUGCAAUGUGGCUCCAGCUAUUCAUCGUCGCUUUGGCUUUUCUUGCCGCCUGGUUAUACAAGCUAAAUCGGGAUUAUUGUGUAAUGGCAUUUUUUGCCAAGCGCUUAAAAACCGUUGACGGUACACCGCUGGAGCAUAUUGUGCCGCAGGCGAAGGCGGAGACAAUAUUUGCAAAUGUUUUCGAUUAUUUUGGCGCUGAUAAUGUUGUACUCUUCGAUAGCUGUCGCAUUUCAGCGACCACUCUGCUUAAAAGCUAUGUGGAAUAUGGACUAUUUACGACUUUCUAUAAUGUAAUUACCGCCGAAGAUGCUGAAUUAUUGCUGAAUGAUAAGAAUCUGAUUACGAAAGGUAUUGCAUACAAUUUCCUCGAACCAUUCCUACACACGGGUCUACUGACAUCAACAGAUAAAAAAUGGCAUACGCGCAGAAAAAUGUUAACACCCGCCUUUCAUUUCAAUAUACUUGGACAAUAUGAGGAGGUUUUCAAAGAGGAAAGCCAAAAAUUCGUGGAUCAAUUAGAAGCCAUAAAAACUGACGCAGUCACUGUAAAUGAAAUCAUACCGAAAUUUACAUUAAAUAGCGUUUGUGAGGCAGCUUUGGGUGUCAAACUGGAUGAACAACUUGAUGACCAAGAAUAUCGUGCGAGUUUUAAAAUGAUCGAGGAAGCUUUUGUUGCACGUAUUCGUAAUCCCUUCUAUAUGAUCGAUACUAUAUAUGAUAUUUUUAUGGCACCUAAAAUGGAGAAACAUCUGAGAACCGUACAUGAUUUCUCCAGUAAUAUCAUACACAAACGCCGACAGUUAUUUGUCGCAGAGUUGGAGCAUAGUCCGGUUAAGCAGGCAAAUGAUGAAAACAUCGGUUUUACUAAAAAGAAGCGCUACGCCAUGUUGGACACACUAUUACAUGCCGAACGUGAUGGGCUCAUUGAUCAUGCGGGUAUUUGUGAGGAAGUGGACACAUUUAUGUUCGAAGGUUUCGAUACCACUUCGAUGGCGCUGAUAUUUACACUGAUGAACCUCUCGCUGUUCCCAGAAAUGCAGGAGUUAUGCUAUCAAGAGUUACUCGAGCACAUAGACAAUGAUUUACAAAAGCUGGAUGUCAAUGAUCUUGGCAAACUGAAGUACCUUGAGUGUUUCAUUAAGGAGACUUUGCGUCUGUAUCCCUCAGUGCCGGGCAUAAUGCGCAAAGUAAUGCGCGAUACCAGUCUUGCCAAUAACGUCUUUUUGCCCGCGGGCACUCAAAUCUCCAUACAUAUUUUUGAUAUACAUCGCGAUCCCAAGUAUUUUCCAGAACCAAACAGGUUCGAUCCGACACGUUUUACACCAGAAAACUCAGAGGGCAGGCAUCCUUACGCCUACAUACCUUUUAGCGCUGGGCCACGAAAUUGCAUUGGUCAAAAAUUUACCAUGUUGGAGAUAAAAACUUUGUUGGUUUAUAUGUUAAAGAAGUUUAAAAUUUUAUCACUAAUGGAUUCAAAAGAUUUGCGGUUUGAAACUGGCAUUAUUUUAAGGACACCAAACGCGAUCAAAGUGAAACUGCAGAAGAGAUCUAGUACCUGAUUCCAUCUUAGAACAUAUAAAAGCAUCCAGAAAUUGAAGCCAUUUCAUAUAACCAAUUUUAUGCCAAAACUUUAAAUGAAUUUAUAAAGAAAUUCAAUAUUAGAAAAUUUAAA